Trichobilharzia szidati is the source of this 3096-nucleotide messenger RNA. The record is from the annotation of a GenBank genome assembly. NCBI's taxonomy places the organism in Eukaryota, Metazoa, Platyhelminthes, Trematoda, Strigeidida, Schistosomatidae.
GUGGGAACCGUUGUUUUGAGAAUCGUUGACCUUGAGAUUUGUUUAUCCCAACGCUUUCUACUGUAAAUCAUCAAAUUCGAUAUUCUGAGUGGACGUAUUACUGGAGAGAAAAAGAAAACAAAAAGCUGGAUAAUAUCCACCGUUGUCACCAUUAUUAUUACUGGCUUGACAAUUUUGAUUGUUACAGAUAAUGAGUGAAGACGAUCAAAUUGUGAGACAGAGAACAGAUAAUAUUACAGAGGAGCAAAUUACUGCUGGACAAGAUGAGUCAGCCGGAUCUAAAAAGCCAACGACAAGCGAUGAAGAUGAUGAUGAAGCAAUUGAUCCGAUUAAACCAGAUUUUCAUGCUGCUGAAAAGUUACAUCAAGGCACAGGGCAUGUACCACCAGUCAUAAGCUUUUUAAGCAAUUUUCUUUCACCACGUUGGGUCAAUUGGACUGUACGAUUGUUUACAGGUAUCCUGUUGAUAUCUUCAUUCACAUUGUUAAUCUAUUUGGGCCCAUUGGCAUUGGUACUUAUGGUUUUAGCAAUUCAACUGGCUUGUUUCAAUGAAAUCAUUAAUAUUGGCUAUUUAGUUUAUCGAUCACACGAUCUACCAUGGUUUCGACCAUUAUCAUGGUAUUUUCUGUUCACAUCGAAUUAUUAUUUAUUCGGUGAAAGUUUGAUUGCACGAUUUCGGUUACUUUUGGCGAAAGAAGAUUUUCUUCAACCGUGGAUCACGCAUCAUCAGUUUAUCUCCUUCUCGUUAUACUGUGCUGGAAUUGUUGGAUUUGUUCUAAGCUUAGUGAAGCGUCAUUAUAUUAAACAGUUCACAUUGUUUGGCUGGACCCACGUUACAUUACUCAUCUUUGUGACGUCAUCAUACUUUUGUAUAGAGAAUAUAUUCAAUGGAAUGAUCUGGUUCCUUUUGCCCGUCUGUUUAGUGAUAUGCAAUGAUAUAAUGGCCUAUGUGUUUGGCUUUUUCUACGGGAAGACUCCAUUGAUUAAGCUGUCACCAAAAAAGACCUGGGAAGGUUUUAUCGGUGGUGGCCUGUCGACAAUUGUCUUCAGUUUGAUCUUUUCAUACAUCCUGUUGAAAUUUGAUUAUUUCGUUUGUCCAAUUGAAUGGGAUGAUGCUAAGGGAUCGUUGACAAUGAAUUGUACAAGGAAUCCUGUGUUUGUAGCACAGACGUAUAAUUUACCAAAAUAUCUAUUCUUUCUACCAAUUCGUCAAAUCAUUUGGUAUCCAUUUUUACAGCAUUGUUUAAUUAUAAGCAUAUAUACAUCAGUAGUCGGGCCAUUCGGUGGAUUUUUCGCUAGUGGUUUUAAACGUGCAUUUAAAAUUAAAGAUUUUGGUGAUUUAUUCCCUGGACACGGUGGUGUAGUCGAUCGUUUCGAUUGUCAAGUAUUAAUUGGAACAUUCGUAUUAUUCUAUUAUAAUUCAUUUGUUCGCAUUCAUAGUCCCACAUCUUUACUGCCUAAAAUCUUCAUAUUACCACCAACUGAUCAACUAACAUUCUAUCGUCUACUCACAGAUGGUUUAUACAAACGUGGCCUAUUGUCUGACCAGUUGAUGAAUGCAGUGAAUGACUUGCUUCCUCCUCCUCCUGCCCAGUCAACAGGGAAUUCUCGAACUACUGUUGUCGUCACAUCGGCAGAAUCAACUGGAACCACUGGAACAACAUAGAGAGACACAGAAAUAGCAAUGAGUGAAUAGUCUUCAGUUAUUAAUUUGUGAGAUUAUAUCUCACCACGACGACGACCACCAUCAUCAUCAUCAACAUCAUCAUCGUCAUCAUCAUCAUCACCGCCGUCGUCGUUGGCGCUUCUUAAUCUUGAUGUGUUGUAUGAUUGAUUCUAUUCUUUCUCUAUAGUGAGUGCGACAGUUGUGAAGUGCAUCGUUAUAAUUAUUCAAAAUACAAAGCUACUACUACCACUCUAUCAAUCCUACUAAUAACUAAUACUAAUACUGGCAUUUCUUUGUAGAACACACACUCGCGAAUACACCUACACCCCCUUCUCCACUGAUUAUUGACUCAUGUCCAUACCCACCCACACACUCACACACGCCCUGAACUAUAUUCAUCAUCAGCCAUGCGCGUAUACACAAUCAUCGUAUUAUAUAUUGUCAUAGUUAUAUACAAACAAACAUAAAAUCGAUAUUUUAGAAGUACACACAAGCAUUUGUGUUGUUUUUGUUAUUAUUAUUAUUGUUGUGUCUUCUCCUCCUGCUUCUUAACCUUUACUUACAAACAUACAAACAUCUCCUCUCUGUGGAUGUUAUAGUUUUCUUCAAUGAUUUGUCUACCUCUUCGUGUGCGUAUGUGUGAGUGUCUGUUCAUUGUUCUACUUCUCAUUUGGUUUGUGUGUGUAUGUGCUUGUGUAUGUCUGUCUGUAUCUGUGCUAUUUGCUAUUCGCCCCCCCACCCACCCCAUACUCAUUCAUUCCUUUGAUCGGUUCUGUGUGGAUCAUACUGUGCUCCAAUGCGUUUUGAGUCCUUUACUGUCGGCAGAGAAUGAUUGAGCUGCAGAUCACGUGUCUGUGUGUGUGUGUGUGUGUACGAGUGUGUUUGGUUGUCUACACCCUAGUGAACAACCACCAGGCACAUCAUUUGCUUUUAUCUUCUUGUUUUUUUAACAAUUCAUGUGUAUACUACUCAUUAUAUUUAUCAGUAAGCUAAAUGCUUCACUGAUUGAUUGAUUGCUUGAUUGAUUGUUAUUUGUCUGUAUAGCUGUGUGCGUGUGUGUGUUUGUGUGUGUGGCUGCUGUUGUCGGUGUUGUUGUUGUUGUUGUAUUUUCCACAAAAACGCGUCAUUUUUCGCUUUUUAUUUGUAACGAGAUGAAGUGCAGAAAAAUAAAACCACAAUAGAGCUGCUAUAUAUUAUAAUAAUAAUAUCGCUGUUAUAUAAAGAGGAAUAACCAUUACAACACUACUGUUAUUAUUAUUAUUGUUUCUUAUUCUUGUCACACUAUGGUGUAAUCAUUUCAGUGAGUGAGACAUUCUUCUAUUUAUUAUACUGUGAUUAUUGUUGUUAUAACUAUUAUUAUUAUUAUUUAUUUAUUUCUUCAUUUUCGUGCAUUCAAUAAUUUGAAAAGAGAGAGAGAAUUCCGAUGCAUU